AGCCCUAUCUACCGUAUGCACGCUGCGUUAAGAGAAGCAGAGUUGGGAAGCUAGCGCGGUUCGAUACCGGAAGUGUCUGGAAGGAGUGUCUGCGGGAGGUUGUGCCUCUUUGCUUGCUUGCAGGAUGGUGGAGAAGAAAAUCUCAGCACGGUCUCAGGACCCCAGCCAGAGGCGCAUCUUAGACCGGGCCACCCGGCAGCGGCGCCUGAACCGCCAGUUGGAGGCGCUCGAGAAUGACAACUUCCAGGAUGACCCUCACGCCAACAUGCCCCAGCUUGUGAAGCGCUUGCCUCAGUUUGACGACGACGCUGAAACGGGGAAGAAGAAGAAGAAAACGCGGGGGGACCAUUUCAAGCUGCGUUUCCGCAAGAACUUCCAAGCCUUGCUGGAAGAACAGGUGCCUCUUGGCCCUCCCUCUCCCCUUUGUGGGACGUGGAACCUGAACGUGAGCGAGGGACCCAACUACCUGACAGCGUGUGCCCCCCCUUCCAACUUGCCCCAGCGCCGCUUCUGCACCGUCUGCGGCUUCCCGUCGAACUACACAUGUGUAUCGUGCGGAACCCGGUACUGCUGCGUCAAGUGUCUGGGGACGCACCAAGAAACUCGGUGUCUGAAGUGGACCGUCUGAGAUGUGUUCUGAGGAACUGCGCAGUGCUGCCUGUGGAAGGACCAUUUGUGUGGCGUACCUGUUGCCUUUGGAUGGGUUGGGCCUGGAGCUCUUCCUCGCUUCGAGGCUGAAGGACAGGAAACCAGGUUUCUCAGAGACGGAGAGGAAGGCCGCUUUGCCUUGCGCCAUCAUCUGUCGCUAGUGUUUCGAGUAAUUAAAAAGUAUCUGUGCUGUA
This is a messenger RNA of Lacerta agilis (Sand lizard), 842 nucleotides long. RefSeq names its product zinc finger HIT-type containing 1 (gene ZNHIT1). Gene Ontology annotation, molecular function: nucleosome binding. The record is from RefSeq and is a predicted model, not a curated record. The transcript is spliced from 5 exons. Gene Ontology annotation, biological process: chromatin remodeling. NCBI's taxonomy places the organism in Eukaryota, Metazoa, Chordata, Lepidosauria, Squamata, Lacertidae. Gene Ontology annotation, cellular component: Swr1 complex. Bases 125 to 628 code for a protein of 167 amino acids.